Molecule: messenger RNA, 3721 nt
Organism: Anolis carolinensis (green anole)
Lineage: Eukaryota; Metazoa; Chordata; Lepidosauria; Squamata; Anolidae
Gene: gpr162
Product: G protein-coupled receptor 162
Exons: 5
Coding region: 1585-3324 (579 amino acids)
Biological process (GO): G protein-coupled receptor signaling pathway
Cellular component (GO): membrane
Molecular function (GO): G protein-coupled receptor activity
Source: RefSeq, a predicted model, not a curated record
GAGAGGACUCCGCCGUCGCGCGCCCUCCUCUCUGCUUCCCUCGGGAGGCAGGCCACGCGCCAGGGACGCCAACGGCACCGGCACGCGCGCACCCGCUCAGGGCAGGAGGAAGGGAGCGCGUGCGUGCGUCCGAAGGGGAGGGGGCGCCCCCCUCCCCCCCAAUCCCUAUCCUUUCCCUCUCGCGCUCGGGCGUCCGAGGCUUAGGGCUGGGCUGCAGGCGAGCAGCGAGGCAGGCAGGCGGGCGGGCGGCAAGGCACGCACGCACGCGCCAGCCAGCGCGAGGCGAAGGAUGCUCCCGUCGCCAUGGCAGCGGCGGCGGCGGCACCAGCAGCGUUGAGAGCAAGAAGAGUUUUUUAAACCCUGAGUUGCCAAGGAACUAUGGGAAAAUAAUUAACCCUUCCUACAAUUCUCGUCUGGCUAUCUACAGAUUCCAAACCAUAGCAGAGAAUUCUUGCUGAGCUCAAGGAGUUGGCAGGUGAACAUGUUAGGCUCCUCUGAUGACUGGAGUGCUCCCUGGCCAGCUCAGGCAUUUGGUGAUGGAUAUCUAGUAUUGUGACUUGUGAGAACCAGGCUUUACAGCUUCUUCUCUUCCCUUCAUAUAUCCAUUGUCUUUCAGAGAGAGGCAAAGCUGAGUGGGCUGUUAAAGAAAGGUAAUAAUUUUUAAUUAUGUGAAGGAGACAGAGAGAAAGAAAGAGAAGGAAAGACAGGAAGCAACAGGGGGAAGUGGUGACCGUAAUUAAAUCUGUUUCUGCCCCUUCUUUACCUUGUACUUUAAAAAAAAUCUUAUCGUAUUUAUUUUGAAGAUAUAUAUCUUGCUUCCCUGUGUGUUUGAGGCAGCUCAAAACUCCGUAAAAACAAAUUGCAACAAAACAAUCUAAAAUAGAUAUUUAAUACAAUUUUUUUAAAAACCCCAGUAGCACAAAUUCAGAUCCUAUCUCCUCUGCAAAUCCUUGCAGGAGCAAACCCUCAUACUCCAAAAGAAUGACAGUUCAUAUCAACAGCAAAUUGGUAAUUGCUUAGGCCAAUGCUAAAACGGAUUUAACACAUACCAACUGAAGGCCAUAAACAACUAGGCUUAUAUUUUCAUGGGGAAAAAAAAUCUAAACUGGAUAAUGAAGUACAGACUAACAUCCUUGUAAGUAGACCUGCAUCUGUAAAAAUUGGAAGGAUCCUUCAGUUCAGUGCAGAUGCUAACUUUCCCUUAAAAACAAAAAUGGGUUUUCACAGAUAAUCCAGAAAUCUAGUUUCCCCCCAUUGUUCCUCUGUUUUCUAUGCAUUUUAUUAAAAAGAAAAUCUGGAAUUAAAUUCAGUAUAGAAUUCAAUAUAAAAGAAAGUAAUCUAAGAAUAAGAAUGGGGGAAGAGAAGACAUGAAUCAAAAGAAGGAUAAUUAAGAUAUCAGAAGGAGAGGUAAGGACAUUCAACAGUGUAACAAAGAAUAGUGCAAGAUGUCUCCCAGAUGUUAUGUCUACAUUUCUCUCCUAUUUCCCUUUGGUAGCUGAUAAAAUAGCAAUACUGGCUCCUCUACAACACUCUGGUGCGUAAUCCUUUGUGGUGCUUUCUAGAGCUCAAGGAGGAGGCAACACCAUGAAUCGUGGGGGAGGCAGCAGCCCCAUGGAGGAACUAUCUAAGGCUACCCUGCAUAAUAACUCGCUGUGGUGGCUGGCUUGUGGGCUCCUUGCUCUGUUGGCCAACUCCUGGAUCAUCCUGAGCAUCACGGCCAAGCAGCAGAAGCACAAGCCCCUAGAGUUACUGCUAUGCUUCCUGGCAGGCACGCACAUUCUCAUGGCUGCUGUGCCGCUCACCACUUACGCAGUGGUACAAUUGCGACGUGAGUCCUCCGACUACGACUGGAAUGAGAGCAUUUGCAAGGUCUUUGUCUCCACCUAUUAUACAUUGGCCCUGGCCACGUGUUUCACUGUGGCCUCCUUAUCCUACCACCGCAUGUGGAUGGUGAGGUGGCCUGUCAACUACCGCCUGAGCAAUGCCAAGAAGCAAGCCCUGCAUGCCGUGAUGGGCAUCUGGAUGGUGUCCUUCAUUCUCUCCACACUACCGUCCAUUGGCUGGCACAACAAUGGGGAGCGUUACUAUGCCAGUGGCUGCCAGUUCAUUGUCAGCAAGAUAGGCUUGGGAUUUGGUGUCUGUUUCAGCCUACUUCUCCUUGGAGGCAUAGUCAUGGGCUUGGUGUGUGUGGGCAUCACUUUCUACCAGACGUUGUGGGCACACCGAAGGCACCACAGAUGCCAUCACCAAAGAGCAGAGGAAGCAGCCUCUUCUUGUCCUUCAGUUCACAACACCUUCAAUGUGCCAGCCAUUGUGGUAGAGGAUGUCAGAGGCAAAAGACGAUCAUCCCUGGAUGGAUCUGAAUCCGCCAAGACUUCAAUGCAGAUGACCAACCUCAUCAGUGCCAUUGUUUUUCUGUAUGACUCACUAACUGGAGUUCCCAUUUUGGUGGUGAGCUUCUUCAGUCUACGCUAUGACACCGCUCCCACUUGGAUGGUGCUGGCUGUGCUCUGGUGCUCCAUGGUGCAGACCCUUCUUCUCCCAUCCUUCAUCUGGUCCUGUGAGCGUUACCGGGCCGACCUCCGUACAGUGUGGGAACAAUGUGUAGCAAUAAUGUCAGAGGAAGAUGGGGAUGAGGAUGGUACUGGUGAUGACUAUGGUGAUGGAAGGAUCUGCAAGGUGCGAUUUGAUGCCAAUGGUGCUGCGGCAUUGAAACGAGACCCCAGGGAUGCUAAACUACUGCCAGUCCAUCACAUGCUUUUGCCCCAUGACAGGGUGCACUACCUGCAGGUCCCUAUUUCUCGCAGGAUGUCCCACGAUGAAACAAACAUUUUCUCUGCCCACCGCUCUUCUCCUUCCUUCCUUCACAAGUGGUCCUCAUCGGAUGACAUCCGUGUGGCUACCCCCUACAACCCUGAAGGAGCCCCUGGCUUUCUACCUCCUGAAUUUCACAGCUACCAUCACCGUCGAAGGCCUCCAGAGGAUGAGUUCACUACUCUUCGGCAGUUCUUGGAAUCUGGAUUGGCCAUCCGGGCUCCAGGACCCGGCUCCACAGCCUGCUUCUUUCGCGAUGAGAUUACCACCUUCAUUGAUGAAACACCCAUGCCUUCCCCGCGCAGCAGUCCACGCCAUUCGCUCCUCCCGUUCUCAAUACAGCAGGAGGGACAAAGCUCCCCAGCUGAGCAGGACGGAGAUAUGGACAGGGAUAGACAAUGUUCACUGACUGGUGGUGAAAACCUAGACCUCAGCAGUGGUGAACAAAAUACUGAUCAAUGGACCACAGCAGCUUAUGAGGCACAGACCUUCAGAAAGGUCAACCUAUGAACUGGAAACAACAAGAGUUACUGGAUUUUAAGUAAAGCUUGAAAUGUCUAACCAAUCCUAGGACCCAAGGGUAAUUUAGGUCCUCAUGUCUCUCACCAUGUUUAUGGGGGAGGAAAAUACUGCCAGUCUGUUUCUUUCUGUGGUGUGGAGGAAAGGAAAAAAGGAUCAGGGAGCAAAUUGCAUUGUUGGAAGGAACCAUGAUGCCCUGCUCUCAGAUGAUAAAUACAUACACGGACCACCACAGCUCACAGAGGACAUUUUUUGUCAGUUCCACCCCGUUGGUAGGUGUUAGCACCACCCAUGUCUCCCCUAUCUUAGCUCCACCCAUUAUGAGAAACACACAUUGAUUGCCAAGUAUGGGGUAGGAAGGUAUUAAAAAAUUGUAUUUGGAGUGUCA